Messenger RNA from Sodiomyces alkalinus F11, 1977 nucleotides. RefSeq lists its product as hypothetical. Gene Ontology annotation, molecular function: chromatin binding; protein binding. The coding region runs from base 1 to 1977 and encodes 658 amino acids. Lineage: Eukaryota; Fungi; Ascomycota; Sordariomycetes; Glomerellales; Plectosphaerellaceae. Gene Ontology annotation, cellular component: cohesin complex; synaptonemal complex. Gene Ontology annotation, biological process: replication-born double-strand break repair via sister chromatid exchange; mitotic sister chromatid cohesion; synaptonemal complex assembly. The record is from RefSeq and is a predicted model, not a curated record. The transcript has 2 exons.
AUGUUCUACGCGGGGCCCCUCGUGCAGAAGACGGGGCCGCUCGCUCGGGUAUGGCUGUCGGCCAACCUGGAGAAGCGGCUCUCCAAGACACACAUUCUGCAAUCUAACCUACAGGACAGCGUCGAAGCCAUCAUCACUCCGACGCAAGCGCCGAUGGCUCUCCGUCUGAGCGGCCAGCUGCUUCUUGGUGUCGUCAGGAUUUACAGCCGCAAAGCGCGAUAUCUCUUGGAUGACUGCAACGAGGCUUCGAUGAAGAUCAAAAUGGCCUUCCGCUCCAGCGAUGACCACGACAUUCCCGAAGGCAACUUGCAAGUCCACAACCGCGAGGCUCUCACUCUACCGGACAAGAUCACGCCUCUCGACAACCUCGACUUGCCCCCGCCGCCUGAUGCCGCCUGGUUGCUGUCGCAGAUCGAUGAAGUAUCAUCUACGCCGAUGGGCCGAAAGGGCCGCGUCAGCAAUCGCGACAUCAACCUGCAGGAGGACUUCAACAACAGCCAGUACCUGCAAGACUCGACCCAGAUGGACGACGAUCUGGCGCUGGAGCCGAUGGAGGAUAUCGAGCUGGAACUCGAUUUCGGCAUGGAUCUCGACGACGACGACGAGCGGCCGACGGCCGUGGACGUGGAAAUGGGUCGAGAAGCGCCCGAAGCCCGUCCCAUCGAGGACGACAUGAUCAGCGAGCUCGACAUGCUGCCGCAACAGAAGGACCCGCAGGGCCGGGGUCGAGAGGAGUCAUUGGCCCUAGACGUGCACGGAGACGGCAUCCGCAUCGCCGACGAAGAGGGCGACAUCCCAAUGGGCAUGGGCGAUGACGAUUUCCAGUUCAACCCCGACGACGACCAGACGGCCCUCGCCGGCCUCGCUACUGCUGUACCCGAUAUGAGCCGCGCUCGCAUCUCCGAGUCGCCGUUGUCGGACAUCGACGAGGAGACAACCAGACGGCUAGACGAGGAGGUAUCGCGCUGGCAGAACGCCGACCUCUAUGAGCCGUCCGAACAAGGCGAUCCGUCGGCCGCUCGCCACCCGCAACGCGCAAAGAAGAGGAAGCUAUUGCUUCCCGAUGACCAGACCAUGCUCGCGAGCAACCACAUCAAGGAGCAGCAGACGAACCGCGACAACAUCCUGAAGCCCCAGGUCUUUUUGCCUAGGGAUCCCUUUGUCCUGGCGCUGAUGGAGAUGCAGAAGAACGGCGGCUUCGUCGCCAACGUCAUGCUCGACGGACGUAGUGCCGCUUGGGCACCCGAACUCCGCGGGAUGCUGUCGUUCGAAGCCACAAGAGCGAGCGACUUGAAGAAGAGGAAACGGGAUAGCGGGAUUGCCGAUAUGGAUGGCGGCGGCACGCCCAAGUCGCCGCGUCUGGAGAUUGGGGAGGAAGACGAAUUCGCCGUGGAGGGAGGCGCCAACAACCUCGGCGACCAGAGCGUCGCCGGCGGCGAUAGCACCGUGCACGAGAUCCCCGCCGACGACGGCGGCAUGGGCCUGCAGAUGGACGACGACGACCACCACACGGCCGAGAGGGACGGUUCCUCCAUGGCUCCCUUUGACGAGACGACGGCCCCGAUCGUUCACCCACAAGACAGCGGGCCGGUAUCGCACGCGACCAAACACGCGGUGCACGUGCUACGCGACCUGUUCGGCCCCGAGGCCGAGACGGACGACGAGAAGCGCAAGACGUCGUCGGUCUUGUUCCAGGACCUCCUCCCCGAAGAGCGGACCACCAAGGCGGACGCGACCAAGAUGUUCUUCGAGUGCCUCGUGCUCGCGACCAAGGACGCCAUCAAGGUCGAGCAGGGCGAGAGCAUGGGCGCGCCCAUCCGUAUCCGCGGCAAGCGGGGCCUCUGGGGUGCCUGGGCCGAACGCGAGGCCGGCGGCGAGAUUGCGGGGCAAGAAGAGGAGGAGAAUGCAGAAGCGGAGCCACAGCCCCAAGUACAACGGAACCACGCUAGCGCGCUUCACGUGGCCGUCGAGGCCUAG